AUGGCAACACAGUAAUGGUUUUAAAAUUAAUAGAGAAAUAUUAAAAUAGUUCUCAAGCAUAGCAAUAGUAGUUUUAAUUUGUUUGGUCGUUUAGAUAGAUAGUUACCUGAUUCUUGGAAUGAGUAGCUGAAAUCAUGGAUUUCCAAAAAAUAUCCUAAAAUAUAAAAAAAAAGAUUUUGA
Messenger RNA from Tetrahymena thermophila SB210, 180 nucleotides. RefSeq lists its product as hypothetical. The record is from RefSeq and is a predicted model, not a curated record. The transcript has a single exon. NCBI's taxonomy places the organism in Eukaryota, Ciliophora, Oligohymenophorea, Hymenostomatida, Tetrahymenidae.